AUGAAGUACCAGAACCAAGUCGUCGCUGCCCUCUUGGGUCUCGCCUCCGCCAACCCCGUCAUCCACAAGCGCGAGGUCCCCCAGGAACAGUCUCACCUGCUCUAUCUCCAGAUUGUCAAGGAGUUCCUCGACCUCAACAAUCCCCUCGGAAUCGUCGACCCUGUCUUUGGUCUCCUCGGCAACGCUGCCGCCGCCGAUGGUGUCACGGCCGAUAUCAACCUCGACUGCCUCAAGCAGUUCACUGCCGACCAGGCCUUCACGAAUGCUAAGGAGAUUGGCGAUGUCCGCGGUAUGGCUGCGGCCUUGGUCUACCAGGCUCUCGAGCGUAACACCGGUGGUGUCGGUGUCAAGAGCGUCAUCUGCCCCGAGGACGCCGUGAACCCUGAGAUUGCAGCCUUUGACCAACAUCAGGACCCUGCCUCGGACGGUGCCACGGCGCUCAACACUGGCAUUACUCUUGAGCUCGCUAAGCAACUUGCUCUCAUUGGUGUUGAUCCUUUGGUGGCUCUUGAGUCGGGCACUUUCGCCCCCGGUGAUGUCAACGACCCCACCGGUGCAGGCAACACUUGUGAUACUGCCGGUGAUCUUCCCGGCUGCAUCUUCACGGAGAGGCUCCUUGUCCUCGACGCCUCCCCUGACGAGGUCCUUGCCGCCGUCGCUGAUAUUACUCCCACCUUCACCGGCACCGGCGUCAUCUCGGCCACCAACAUCGACUUUGUUGGCCUUGCCCUUGCUACCGGUGGUGUCUUUGAAGGAAGCGAUGCCGUCGCUACACAGACUGCUGCCGACACUGCUGCCGACACCGCUGCCGACACUGCUGCCGCUACUGAAACUGCCACGGCUACCGCAAACCCGUGUACGGCUGGCGUCCCCGCCGCCACUGGCGGUGCUAAGACCGGCAAGAACCGAGGCAAUGGCAGGAACCGUGGUAACGGCCGUACCCGUCUCCGAGUUGGUGCUACCCGCGGACGUGGCCGGACCGGUGCCACUAAGAACAAGGGCAACAAGAACGCGGGUGCCGCUCAGACUGCCGCGGCCACUGCUGCCGAGACCGCUGCCGCUGCCUCCCAGGUCUGCAGCGUCGUAACCAGGACGAUCCCCAACUGCGCCGCCAAGUCCACCGCCGCGGCCGCCACUAGUGCCGCUGCCACGGAAGCCGCCACCGCAGCCGGCGUCAACAUCCAAAGCUUCACCGGCACGCUCGGCGGCGCCCCUCCCCCGGUCAUCUCUUCAGCCGGCGACCGGCCCUUCUCCGUCAACGGCAACACAUUCACGGGCCAACAAGCUGCGCUCAGCCGCUCCUGCGAUAUCCAGCACAACGCCUGCGCCAACGCCGCCAACAGCGGCCAACUCGCCGGUGGCACGGCGCAGUGCGAGCAGCAGCUCCAAGAGUGCAAGGCGCAGAACAGCCUCCGCAAGCGUCAGGCCCUCGACUUUGGCAGCUGCACCGAUCCCACGAUCAAAUUCGGUGUUGGCUUCGAUGGGCGCCGUGAGGCUUCUUUCGCGCCUUCGAACAACGCGGACUUUAACCAUGGCAGCGCGCAGAGGAUCGGGAUCAUCUCUUCGUUCAUUUGCCAGAGGCUGGGUAGCUCUUGCAAGGCGUCAGCUGCUACUGUUGCUGCGUGCGAGGAUGCUAGUGCGCAGGCGCUUGCCGCUACGCAGGACCAGACUGCUGCUGAUCUGUUCAAUAGCUUGCUUACUGGAGCUGCUGCUGUCGGUGGUGGUGCGGCCGAGGAGGACGUCGCUGCUACCGCUACCGCUACUGCUACUCAGGCGGCGACCGCUACUGCAGCUUCGAACUUUGUUGUCGUCACGGUUACUCAGUGCUCGUAA
This is a messenger RNA of Scedosporium apiospermum, 1833 nucleotides long. RefSeq lists its product as uncharacterized. Lineage: Eukaryota; Fungi; Ascomycota; Sordariomycetes; Microascales; Microascaceae. The transcript has 2 exons. The record is from RefSeq and is a predicted model, not a curated record. Bases 1 to 1833 code for a protein of 610 amino acids.